Messenger RNA from Nicotiana tabacum (common tobacco), 2873 nucleotides. RefSeq names its product vacuolar iron transporter homolog 4-like. NCBI's taxonomy places the organism in Eukaryota, Viridiplantae, Streptophyta, Magnoliopsida, Solanales, Solanaceae. Gene Ontology annotation, molecular function: manganese ion transmembrane transporter activity. The record is from RefSeq and is a predicted model, not a curated record. Gene Ontology annotation, biological process: intracellular manganese ion homeostasis.
AGAAAACCUUGCUCCUUUAAUAUGCUUGGCAUCAUAAAAUCUUAUUGAAUUUUUUUUGUAGCAGAGUUGCAGUUCAAGGUUACAUUACAUGCUAGAGAAGAAUUUCAUCUGAAGAACCACAAACUAGUUCCUCAAUGGAACCACAAGCAACUGUGACUAAGCAAUGACACAGAUCAACAAAUUAAAGUAAAAAAAAAAAGUAAAAUUGGCAAACAUAACGUCUAAUAAAGCAUAUGGAUGAUCACUGGACUGACGACUGUCAGGGAAAUGGAUCUGAAACUACUGUCAGAUAAUGGGGUUUGCUGUACAAAAGGAGAUGCAAAACAACAACCAGCAAUCCUUUCGUUGAUAUUUCCCAUAUCUCUAUUCAAGCAAACUGCAACCAAAGUUUAUUUACUACUAAGUAUGUUUCCUGUAUAUCAGUUCAAGCAAGGGCUUCCCUAUACUUCUGUAUCCUCACAAGCGCCUUUCUCCAAAGAUCAAAAAGACAUCUGAAUGCUUCAAGCUUCCAAAAUUACGUCACUUAAGCGUCCACCAAAAAAAAGGAGAGGAAGAAAAAAGAACAGUACCAGUAAUCCAUACAACAUCUAUCAGCUUUGAAAGCAUUGUGAAUUUUAUAUAAGACAUUUGCAAGAAAGUUCUAGUUCUUAGUUCAAAAUAUAACGUUAGUAAUGUGACCGUGAUAGUACAAGGAAAUAAACUGGUAAACCUGCCAGUGAUACCAAAUUAGCAUGAAAUAUAUGCCUAGGGAGCUAGAAUUAACAUUUGCUUUAUAUAUUUCUCUUUUGCUCCCACUUUGCAGGACUGCACUCAUUUUAGCGAUAUUGUCCGAAGAAGCAACUAUUUACAAUUAAGGGAUUGAAACUACAGAAAAUGGAAGAAUGAAUGAUGCAACUUUAACGAAGAAAUUAAAAUAUGGUGCGACUAUUGCAGACAUGGUAUUUUCUGCAGUAGGCAUGGUUUUUGCAAUUACACUCAAGUCUUCUGCAGGGCUGCAGACAGGAGACUGGCCAGCCAUGGCUAUUACCUUUGAGCUUUUGCAUUAUCAUGCUUAUUGGUUUUGUGGAGUAACUCAUGAAAUCAACUUUACAUUCAUUUUGGAAAAUUUUACUAAUUUUUCAAUAUACAAAUGCAAGAAUUUAGAAAGCAAGCAAAGCUAUAUGUAUUAUGCUCCGUAUCAUUACAUAAAAGAAAGAUGGCAUAUGAUGCUCUUACAAGAACAUGUAAUUUGUGUAAUCUGCUACCAAGAAAAAAGAAAAAGGGUAAAACAUAAAAAAGAAAAAAAGAAAAUUGAUAGACUGAAUGUAGGGUAUCUCUUAGUUGGUUAGGUGUUAUCUUGUAGUGGAUAUAUUUGGUCUAAAGGAGGUAACUUUAUUAGAUCUCUGGAUUUAAAAAAUGAAGAGCUUGUGGCCUUUAUGUGAAUGGCACACUCCCUGGAAUACUAUAAUCUUUGCCUUCUCAGCCUUAGUGUGGAGAGCACACUCCACUCUAUUUUAUAUACUCCACCAAAUUAAAAAAUUGUGUCUCUAUUCAUGCAAAGUGCUUUCCUAUACGGCAUUCCAUGUCCACAAGUUCCUCUUUUCAGAAAUCACGAAGUCAUUUCAUAAUCAGCAAUGGAAAUUAAAACAGUACUUUGAAUGGUGUCUAGCUCUCAAUCUCAGGAUUCGACUCUUAAAAGAGAACCAUCAAGUUGAAAUACUACAAGAUAAAAAGUAUUUGUUACCAAUUAUUCUGGGAAUUGUCACAAGAAAUAAGGUUUUAACUGGAAAAUGCGGAACCAGUAUGAAACUGCAGAUUCAUUUUGCAAAGUUGGAGAUGUGUUAAUAAACAAAUGAAAGGUUUUCCCAAGCAUGCAAUCAGCAAACAAAAAUAACAACAAAACCUGCCACCUUGCCUUGUGCUCAAUGCUCACGACACUACUAUUUUUUUAUGGCACCACUUUCUGCUUAGACUGAUUAAUAUUUAGUCAUCCUCUCCUAUAUAUAACCAUCAGAGGGAAGGUUGAGUCUUCAAAAACAAGAAGUCCUCCAAUUCUUUAGAAAAUUUCUUCAUGGCUGCUCAAAACCAUGUGCAAAUUACCAUCCCUAAAGAACAUGACAAACAAAACCAAGUCCCUGAAGAGGACUUUGACUAUUCCCAAAGGGGUCAGUGGCUUCGAGCAGCUGUGUUAGGAGCCAAUGACGGCUUGGUUUCAACUGCAUCUUUGAUGAUGGGUGUUGGAGCUGUCCAAAAGAAUGUCAACACAAUGAUCCUAACCGGCUUUGCUGGGUUGUUUGCUGGUGCUUGUAGCAUGGCCAUAGGGGAGUUUGUUUCUGUGUACUCUCAACUAGACAUAGAGCGAGCUCAAAUGAAGAGAGACAAAACAACAGGAGGACAGAACCAAAAACAUCAACGACAACAAGACGAAGGCAACAAGGAGCAGCUGCCAAAUCCAUUUCAGGCAGCCGUAGCCUCAGCUAUUGCAUUUUCACUGGGUGCCAUUGUGCCAAUUCUUGCUGCUGCAUUUAUAGCAGAUCAUAAGGUGAGGCUAGGUGUGAUUGUGGCUGCAGUGAGCUUGGCAUUGUUAGCAUUUGGAGGGAUUGGUGCUUUUUUGGGCAGAAGUCCUAUGCUGAAAUCAUGUGCCAGAGUUUUAAUUGGUGGCUGGAUGGCUAUGGCCAUUACCUUUGGCCUUACCAAACUGAUUGGUUCUACUGGCUUGGAGAUUUGAUUGGAACUUUAUGCUUCCUGUCUCUUGUGCUAGUUUCAAGUUAUCUGUUUAAGAAAUUUCUGCUGCAUUGUUGACUAAAUUUCCUGACUAAGACUAGAAUAAAUGCAAGAAAUAUCUGUGUUAUAAUUCUGCUGCGAAUGCUUAAAAAUGGUACUGCCGCGUUCUC